AUGUCGGACGAUACAAUCAAUAUCUUGCCCCUCGGUGGCAUCAUCCAGGCCUUCCGAGUCAACGGAAUAAAUCUCGUACACGGCUUCCCUACACAGGAGCUCUACGAGGCGCAUAACUCGCCCUUUUACGGCGAAACCAUUGGCCGCGUCGCAAACCGUAUUGCUGGCGCCACUAUCCAAAGUCUCAAUAGCAAAUCGUACGCUCUCGCUGCAAACAACGGCCACAACACGCUCCACGGUGGCAAGUCAGGUUGGGGCAAGAAGAUCUGGAAAGGCCCUGUGCCCAUUGGUGUGCGCAGUGUCCCUGGCGUCGAUAACCUGCAAGGAGGCGAGAGCGUGCAAUUCACACUCAUCAGUCCAGAUGGCGACGAGGGCUUCCCAGGAACAGUCGAGGUCAAAGCGACAUACACGUCAGGCACACAGAUCAUUGACGGAAAGACAGCCACCAUCCUCGCCAUAGAGUAUGAAGCCACCCUGCUGGAUGGCGAAGAGACGACUGUCAACAUCACCAACCACUCGUACUUUAACCUCACCAACGAGCUGUCCUUUGCAGGCACGCAGGUCUCCCUCGGCACCAACAGCCAUCUACCAAUGGACUCAACGGGUAUUCCUACUUCGGGCCCGACUGCGUUCCCAGGCAUCGACACGACACAGACAUUUACGCUCGGCGCGACAGAGCCUAGCAUCGACCACUGCUUCACACCCGUGACGGAUCCCUCCAGCGUGCCUAUUGAUACAAGAAACGAACCACUACGCCUCAACAUGCGCGCGUUCCACCCGUCCACAGGCAUCCAUCUGGACGUGCUAUCCACGGAGCCAGGCUUCCAGUUCUACACGGGCGACUUUACUAACGUCCCCGAAAUUGAAGGCCUCCCGGCAAGAGGCGGCCGCUCUGCCUUCUGCUGCGAACCAGGACGCUGGACCAACGCCGUCAAUGUCGAUGCCUGGCGAGGCAUGACGGUCCUGAAGAAGGGCGCAGUAUACGGAAGCAGAAUUGUCUACCGCGGAUGGUCUGACUAA
This is a messenger RNA of [Torrubiella] hemipterigena, 1020 nucleotides long. The record is from the annotation of a GenBank genome assembly. Lineage: Eukaryota; Fungi; Ascomycota; Sordariomycetes; Hypocreales; Clavicipitaceae.